Molecule: messenger RNA, 1567 nt
Organism: Oryza brachyantha (malo sina)
Lineage: Eukaryota; Viridiplantae; Streptophyta; Magnoliopsida; Poales; Poaceae
Exons: 8
Coding region: 174-1004 (276 amino acids)
Biological process (GO): potassium ion transport; proton transmembrane transport
Cellular component (GO): mitochondrial inner membrane
Source: RefSeq, a predicted model, not a curated record
UUGCAUCCAACGGCUGAGAUCGCCGCCGCCGCGUGGCAGUCGUCACGCGAGACUAGUCGCCUCGACCGAACCCCUCCACUCUCUUCAGUUCUGCCUCCUCCGCCUCCGCCUCGCCGUCGCCGUCGCCGUCGCCGACCUCCGCCGCCCGCCGCCACCGCCGGCUUCCCCGCGCGAUGCAGGCCCGCGUAGUCGUCUUCCCCGUCAAGGGCCGGGCCUGGUGCUUCGCCUGCCCGCGCGCCGCCGCGCCCGCCGCCGCCAGCGAUGGCGCCCUCCCCCCGCCGCCGCCCACCGUGAAGGACCUCUGGCGGGGCAUCGCCGGCGGGGGGCGCACGGCGUCGGAGAACGCGGAGGCCGUCGUCGACUUCGUCGCGGACAAGAUGAACAGGGCGUGGAUCGGGCUCGGGAGCGCGCCGGAGGGGUCGGCGAAGAACCGGAUCCACAGCUUCGGGCUGAAGCUGCUCUCGCGCGUGCGGCCAUCGGAGGUGCUGCUCAAGUCGGUGACCAAGGACGUCUCCAUGCUCGAGAUCGUGCAUCCGGCGAGUAUAAAUCCUCGUCUUGUGCGUCGACGGUUGCGGCAUAUUGCUGUUAGGGGUGCAUCAGUUCACAGGAAAUUUCUUUAUGGCUCAGUUUGUCUGCUUCCAGUUACCAGUGUUUUCAUGGUACUACCUUUGCCAAACAUACCAUUUUUCUGGGUGUUGUUCCGUGCUUAUUCUCAUUGGAGAGCUCUACAGGGAAGUGAGAGGCUCCAGUUGUUAGUUUCUGACUGCUCAGAUCAAUGGGAAAUCCUUCUUGAGAAGCAGAAAGAGAUGAGUUCCAGAAAGGAUGGCAGAGCUUGUGAAAACACUCAAUUUGCUCCUUGGAAUUUGCAGCCUUCGAAGAAGCUUGAUGAGUUCCUUGAGAGGAGAAACUUGAGUGAAGGUUUGGACUGUGAUACCAUUUCGAGAAUAUGCGAGGCAUAUGAUUUGGACAAGAUUGAUGUUCUGAAGUACAGGAAUUUGGAGUAACCACAUCCAGUUUCUUAGGCCGUUAUGGUGAUUUUUUGCCCGCUGAUGUUUGUGUGGUAGAAAUCAACUCCUCUCUUUGAGAACUAUAGCCGAAGGGUUCUGGAGUGACACGAGACUACAAAAUUAGUGACUAAUGCAGAUUUUGCGGAAAGGGAAGAUUAAAAAGGAUCGAGUAGCAUCACAAUUCACAAGUUUUGUUGUUCCUUGGUCUGCUGCUAGUUUACAAGGCAGAGAACAGACAGGACCUAAAACUGUAGUACCCAUGGUGACUUCUAAUUCUGUAGACACCAUGUAAAUAGAGGUGGAGGCAACCUUUCCCCAGCACUAGCAUUUUUCAUUUUCUUUGGUUUCAGCACCACUCAGUAGGAGAUUGCUUCUGUUUAUGAAUUUUGCAGCUGCUAACUCUGAGGUCAAAAGUUGUGAUGGGAUUUUGCAGCUGCUAAUUUUGAGGUCAAAAGUUGUGAUGGGAUAAUCUGUUUCUUUUUAAUGGUGCAACCAGAAUCAAUCAUUAGGUAGAUCUGUACCCAAUUUUGGUUUCCAGGGCAGACUCUCCUGUCUGCAAA